GCAAUUCAAAAACACUUCAAUUGUAUAAAUAAACUAUUGGUUCUUACAAAUUCCGUCUCCUAAGUUUAUGAGAUGACUCAGAAUACAGAACAAGAAGAGGAACUCGAAGUUUUGCGUGCUAUAUACGAGGAAGAUGAACUUUUUAAUGAACUGAAUGAGACCACUUUUCAAUACAGAUUUGGAGAGUCGGGUGAAAGCAAGUCCUUCCUGCUAGAAGUUCAAUGGACAGAUACAUAUCCAGAAUGCUUACCGUCUAUUAACUUAAAUGCUUUUUACAAUAAACACCUUUCAAAUGAGUUAAAAGACAUUAUUGUUGAAAAAAUUACAAACGAAAUUGUGGAUAGUGUUGGGGCAGCAAUGACGUUUACAAUAUUUAGUUGGGUUGGAGAAAAUUUCGAGUCGUUAAUGGAAGAGCAUAUGGAUCUCGUCAAUACGGAGAAGGAAGAUGCUCUUCUGACAUUGGCACAUCCAGAAGAAGUUAUAGAUAAACCAGUCAAGGAAAAGAAAGUUCAAUUAACAAAGCAACAAAAAAGAAAAUUGGCGGACAGAACAAAUCAUAAAGGGGAACGAGAAAGAGGCUGGAAUUGGGUUGACAUUGUCAAACAUCUCAGCAAGACAGGUGGAAAUUAGAUGGAUGUGGGAAAGGAAGUCAUUCCAAAUCCCUGGUUGGCAUGAUUUUUUGGUGGUUGCAGGCAAAAUAGUAACCAAUUUCUAUCCAGAGGUCUACCAGAGUUUAGCUAGCUUUCCCAAUAGCAAUAAAGAAUUGCAAUAAACACAUUUAGCAUGUCAUCAAAACCACAUCAUGGGUGAUCAAUGAGGAUGACUGCCAUUAGCUUCAACUACACAAUCUAUUACUGUACUCUUAGGGCUGCUUUCCACUGUUGUUGUUUUUGCCUGCAUGUACACACACAUAAAAGCUUAAAACCUUCUAACAUGUUAACUAUAUAAUUAAUCUUUCACUUCACAACAAAAU
This is a messenger RNA of Dendronephthya gigantea, 973 nucleotides long. Its product is annotated as RWD domain-containing protein 4-like. NCBI's taxonomy places the organism in Eukaryota, Metazoa, Cnidaria, Anthozoa, Malacalcyonacea, Nephtheidae. The transcript has 2 exons. The record is from RefSeq and is a predicted model, not a curated record. Bases 73 to 630 code for a protein of 185 amino acids. Gene Ontology annotation, molecular function: protein binding.